Molecule: messenger RNA, 1035 nt
Organism: Cyclopterus lumpus (lumpfish)
Lineage: Eukaryota; Metazoa; Chordata; Actinopteri; Perciformes; Cyclopteridae
Gene: csdc2a
Product: cold shock domain containing C2, RNA binding a
Exons: 3
Coding region: 1-474 (157 amino acids)
Biological process (GO): regulation of mRNA stability
Cellular component (GO): cytoplasm
Molecular function (GO): mRNA 3'-UTR binding
Source: RefSeq, a predicted model, not a curated record
AUGUCAGACCCUGAUGCCUCCUCGACGGCAGACCACAUACUGCCUCUCACCUCCCCCCGAACCCCCCUGCAGCUCUCCUUCCCCUUCCUGAGGGAGGGCAGCCGGGUUUGGGAGAGGGAGAGGAAACCGCCGCAGCCCGGGAAGCUGCCCAGCCCACUGCCCACCAAGCGCACCCGCACAUACUCAGCGACAGUGCGAGCCAAAUCAGGUCCGGUAUUUAAAGGGCUGUGUAAAAACUUCUCCAGGUCUCAGGGUCAUGGAUUCAUACGCCCCUCCCACGGAGGAGAGGACAUCUUCGUCCACAUCUCUGACAUUGAUGGAGAGUACGUGCCUAUGGAAGGGGACGAGGUCACGUACAAGGUGUGCCCCAUCCCUCCCAAGAACCAGAAGAUCCAGGCUGUCGAGGUGGUGCUCACUCACCUGAAUCCAGUCACCAAGCACGAGACCUGGUCAGGUCAGAUCAUCAGCUCCUAGACCACCGCUCCAGGCUGCAAAGGCUGCGAAGGACCAGGAGGAUUUGGGUUUAGUUUGGGGUUUUAUGUAUUUCAGGAUGGGAGGUUUGGGAGAAGGUUUUGGGAAGAAGGAUCGGAGCUUGGUGUGCUGCGGAGUUCGGCCUGCGGGGGCCGGAUUAUGGAAGUAUGUUGGUGUUUUGUUUGAGGUUUUGGUCCGAAAGUCAAGCUUUGAAUGUAUUUGUUUGAAUGUUUUCCUUUGACGGUUAACGUGUUUCAAUACAGGGUUUGAAAGUUAGGGUUCAGGGCUUGUGGGUACGUUUUUUACUUUGACCCGAGGAAUAUAGUUUCGCUGAGAUGUUGUUGAAGCAAUGUCAUCAAUGAGCCAAUGCUCGAGAGGCCGAAUCACGUUUUGAGCAAAUCUGACUCAUCUGCUACAUCGACGCUCCAUUUGCACACUCCAGACAGGAGAGUUUAAGUAAGGGACCAACUCAAUGGAGCUCUGAAUUUCAUUCCCGCUUUUAAUUUCCCUCUUUCUAUAAGCCACCGACAGAUGUAAAUUACAUGGCAGCACCGCCAAAAGUCA